Molecule: messenger RNA, 27241 nt
Organism: Pelobates cultripes (western spadefoot toad)
Lineage: Eukaryota; Metazoa; Chordata; Amphibia; Anura; Pelobatidae
Source: the annotation of a GenBank genome assembly
AUGGCCUACCCCGGGCUGCUCGUACCCAUCAUCGUCAUGACCGUGUUCUGGGGCUUCAUCGGAGCCGUGCUGCCCUGGUUUAUACCCAAAGGACCCAACCGAGGGUGAGUGGGAGUGGAGACACUACUCAGUGGAGCGUGCACUUACUUUACCCUGGACAUAGACAUAGAGGGAGCUAACACCCACUCACUGACCCCCACAGCGCCCCGGGCAUAGUAUCAGGGACCUACUAACUAAUGGGGGGCUUCACAGCCUCCUAGUUACACUCCCCAAAACGCUGGGCAGCGGUUAGGAAAGGGUUAAAGGGAAGACCAGCAUACAUGUUUGUUACAUUUUAUAUAAUAUUAUUGAUUUGUGUAAAGUUAUCUUAUUGGCAUCACCUACCCCUGACACUGUGUCUGAUGCUUCUCUGCUCUUCGUAAAACUUUGGGUCACAGUCACAGGGUAUACAGUGUGUGUGUAUCUAACUUUGCAUUAUAAGGUUUUUUGGGGGGGUUUUUUUUUUUGGGUUUUUUUUUUUAAUGCUUAUAUCUGCUCUCCACAAUUGUUUCCAACUAAAACACUUAUUUUAUUGCCUGAAAUGUAACUUUUGCUAGGUGUCAGUGUGCAUGUGUACCCAUAUCAUCUGUUGUGAUGAAUUUAAUUGAUUCAACUGUAUACUUUCGGGAUAUAUAUAUAAUAUAUAUACACACACACACACACACACACACACACACACACACACACACACACACAUUGUUGUGGUGAGAAGUUGUUGUUCAGUGCAUUCUCUUUGGUUUAUGUUUACGGAUGGUUUUACAAAAACUGCGUAAUCCCGCCACUCAAAGCUUACCCUCUUCGCUCAAGGAGAGAAUUCCACGGUGUUUCUACAAACCAAUCUAAAUAUGACCAACACUCAUCUGUAAGAGCUAGAGGGUUUCAAGCCCACUCCUGUAGCCUCACAUCACCGCUUAAAUUUGUCAGAAAAUGAUUUGGCAGAAAAAAAUUGGAAUGACUGCACAAAACUUGUAGCACAAUAAUAAACUGUAUUAUUUAAAGUCGCUUUAACUUGUAAUUAAGUCACAUGGUAACACCUUUUUAAAACAUGGUUUGGUGUUAUGAGUAUUUGGGGAGGAGGGAGAAAGGUGUGUGGUUUUUUUAUUUUUUUUAUUUUUUUUUACCUCCUUCAAGCUGAAUAAUUCUAAAUCCCAUUUGUUUCUUUACACACUAUCACCAUAUUUUGCUCAUGGCCCAUUGUAUCUUAUUUUCCUUCACCAAAGUUUCUUUGUAAUUGUAGUAGUUACUUGCUGUGUCCACUGCUAGAUUUGGAGUAUUUGACAGUAAUGUGUUCAGCUGCUGUGCCUGCUGAACAAUUAUUGCUUGCCUAAAUAAAUUGGAUCCAGAUAGGUCUCUUGUUUUAUAACACUAUUAUUUUGACUUGAUUUUAAUAAUGUUUUUGUCUUACACUGGCUGUAACCUUUAGGCCUUAAUUGAUGUAAUUGCAGUCAGUACGUAUAUAAGGGGCAUUACCAGAUAAACAUGUUUCUUAAAUAUAAAUGGUCCAUCUAUAUGGUCAUCAAUGGGAUAUCCAAAUCAGUUGGUGAAGUUUUUGUUUAGUUAUGAUUUGGGGCCCUUAGCACUUCCUUGAAGGUCAAAUGACUGCUUUGAAAAAAAGAAAAAGGAACUGCUGUUUUAAAUAGUGAUGGCAUAAGCUGUUCUGCUUUUUUGAUCUCCUAUAUUCGAUACAUGUUCACCUCUGGACAUGUAGGUUAGUUUGUAAUUAAAUACCAUUGUUAUUUUAUUUUUCCGUACCUGGUAUCGGUUUCCUCUCAGACCUCAGUUAUAUUGAGUUUGAACAAAUUUUAAAACUUUGGAAAAUUAUUCCUAGGGUGAGGUGUGACCCUAAUGUGCAGCCUAUCUGUUUGUUGUCAAUACACGCUUGUACGAGUUGAUGCCAGGAUGGCUGUUGGUUUUAUUUUGUAUACUUCAGCAUACACUGGUUUAAACUAGAAGUGUAUUUUGCUUGAUUUUUAUCUUUAUAAAUGCUGUAGAGGCAAGGUCUGGUAUAGAAAACACAAAUUUAGAUUUUGAUGGUAGAUAAAAGCCAAUUAGUCAAUUUAUUCUGCCCAUUUAAAAUAAAUUCUGUUUAGAGUUGAUUUUUGUUUCACGCUAAAGACAGAGCACAAUGUUUUCUAUACACUUUAUUUACUGACAUUACUUUUUGUUUCAAGUCCUUUUGCAUGUCUGCUUUUGUCAUCUAAUCAUUCAUUCCACAGGCAAGAUCACCUUCUACUUCCUUCGAGCUGCUCGUUGGCUUGUCAUAUCCUUUCUCUACCCUAGUGUACACACAAGCAGCAGUAAUAUGUACUAAAGUGUCAGCAUUUGAGGCACAGGUCACAUUAGUUUGUGGGUUUUCAUAAUUGCAAGGGGUGUAAGAAACAACCACUACAGCUAAUCAUGAUGGUGGUUAUGUUCCGUAGAGUCCAGCCUGUGCACCUGUUUGUGGGUUAGCUUAAUGUUCCCUGCCUAUCAAUUUCAUAUAUUUUUGACAAGUUGACAUUGAUAUUACAGAAGUGUUGAUUCCAUCCAAUCACUGAGGCUGGGGUGGUCUCCGGAUGCCAAGUAGAUGGCAAUUUUAUUUAAACUGCCUUUACAUUUAGAUAUAAAACUGUGUGAUGUACUCAUAGACUCAAGGAAACUAAAACAACACAUACAGCUUGGAGUAGAGUUUUUAAGUGUUCCUUUAAUUCACUCAACUAUGUAUUUUGAACUGCCAUUAUAGGUAAUGUUUUGGCCUAGAUCUUGCAACACACUGAUUAAACUAGAGUUGGAGAAUUACCCCAACUUCCUCUGUUUUUGCUUACUUGUACAUGUUUAAUUUUGGAAUAUUGACUAUAGACCAGUAUUAAGCUUCAGCUAGCUACAGAAAACCUUUCACUAUGUUUCUUGCUAUUGUGCAUUCCGUUUAUAUGCUUUAGUUGCCUCUUCGUAAAUGUUAAUCAUAUAUUCCAUAAACCUAUGAUGUAUAGCCUGGCUUCAGAUUUAAGCUAAAUCAUUCUUCUAGAUGAGGGGUCGACAACCUUCGGCUCUCUAGAUGUCGUGGACUACAUCUCCUUUAAUGCUCUUACGUCGUAUGGCCAUACUACUGUUAAAGCAUCAGGGGAGACAUGGUCCACAACAUAUGGGGUGCCGAAGGUUGUCUACACCUCACUUGUCUAUUCUUUUACUAAGCUUCUUGCAUAGGUUAUGGUCCAGUCCUCUGCCUCCAUGCUUUUUGCAGAAAUUAGUGUACCUAUUGGCCACAUCACAGGAAGAAGCAGUGUCUCUCUUGUGCAAGUAUUUGCACAUUUAGCGCCAGCCACAUGUGAACAUGCCAUAAAAAUCAACAUGUCUCUGUGCACGAUCAUAACUUUCUUUCAAGCAACCAGUAUCAUAUUCAAAGGCAUUUGCAUAUAAACUCCAUUCAUUAAAACCAUGAAUGCAGAUAUCAGUUCACUUGAAAAUCUAUAAGGUGGUAUAAGUGAAAAACCUACACCUAUAAGUGGAGCGCUAAGAAAAUGGCAGGGUACAGUUACCCUAUACAACUUGAUAGCAAACUUGUAUAGUACAUGUGAAAAAAAUAAAAAUAGAAAAAGCAAUACAGUGCAAAUGGUAAAUCAAAAAAAAAAAAAUCAGAUAAAAUGGUGGUGAAGUGGAACACUCCCAUUUAAAGGAGCCUGUAUAUGAACGCUGGCUCUGUAAUCAGGCUUGUAUGCUUUUAAGGCAGCAUCACACCUGCUGUCCACGAUCUGAUGUAUCUCAAAGUUAAAACAUGGAGAGAAGGGAUCAAAUGUGCAGUCUGUCUCAAAUGGUAUUGAGGUGAGAAUAAGGAAAGUGCUCCCCUUAUUCAGAGUCCUGUAUCCUGGCUCUGAGGGGUAGUAGCUACAUGCCAAUAUUUGUGGGGAUAGCACUUCCCCUAAGUAGAUUCAAUAGGCUCCAGAGGACUAUUCUAAAAUAGUUUAAUUUAUUCGUACAAUGUAAACUUAUAACAUAAAAUAUUUUUUAAAAUUGAAAAUCAGUUUAGUUGCUUGCGGCCUGGGCAGCAGUUUCAUUCUUUGUUUCUCAUGCUGAACUACAUAUCCUGUAACUUGAGUUUGUUGUUGGUUUUUGUUUUUGUUUUAAAUUCCAGGCACCUUGGCACACUCGGUCACUUGCUCCUUUUUUUAAAUCCCUAAUAUGUUCUACCGCUUGUGAUUGAACACAAUUGUGUUCAAUGAGUGAGAUUCACAUCUUCACAUGUACACUAGAAGCUUUUUAUCCCUAUGCCGAAAGACUAAACUAUGUAGAAAAAUAGUCGUUUUGUUUUAAACAGGUGAUUUGUGGAGUAUUGGCAAGGGGACUCUGGUCAAAAUUGGGAGGAAAAAAAAACCACUGCAAUUUUUCUAUUUAGGAUUAAAACUUGCAAUUGCAUUGCUAAUUCUCUAUAUUUCCCCAUUUAGUAAAUAAACCCUAACGUUUGUAAUAUACCGCUUGAGUUUCCAGCCUGUUCAUAUAGUUUCUUUUGAAAUAUGAAUUUUACAUUACAGAAUAGCGUGACGCAUUGUUGGGUAAACUCAAUGACCCAGAGAACCACUGUGCAUCUUUUGUGUAUUGAGCACCAUAAAUGUACUGAUUUCUGGUUUCAAAUUCUACAAGUCUUUGUUGAUCUUGGUCGUAACCUGUGUGAAAUGUUCUAAGUUACUUAGCUGUUUAGAAUGUUGACCAUUUAAUUGUCAGAGGAUGCAACAGUGAGAAGUACUGGGGAAAACAGACGUAUCUCAUUCUUUUUUGUCUUUUUUUUUUUUUUUCUCCUCUUGCAGGGUUAUUAACACAAUGCUGGUGACGUGUGCAGUCUGCUGCUAUCUAUUGUGAGUAUAAAGCAUGUGUGUGAGCCAGCCUUCACUGCUUCAACUGUCUUCACUUUGCAUAUGUAAACCGGUCUUUCAGACUGCCCUGUCACAUGUGAUCUGUGCAUGACCCCCAAAAAUCUGUUUUAAUGUUCACCUUCUAAAACAUUGUAUAGGUAAUGUAUCCUACGUUAAGCGUACUAUUAUUCAGCUUCAGAUAUCACGAGUGUAUAAUAAGAGAUAGUCAGUGGACAAUCCUCCCAGAUCUCCAAAUGUUUUACAGCCAUACAAAUACAGAACAUUAGUCCUAGUUUUGUUUUAUUUUUGUGUGUAUGUAUGUAAAUAUGAUGUGCUUAUGUGAUAACCGGUUUAUUUCCACAGAUGAAGGUAUGUGUAAUAUAUACAGUAUUAGCUUUACCGCCCAACCAGCCAUUUCUAGACAUUCUCUAGGUGAAUAUUUAGCUAGUUGCUGCCUUACACCAGUUGGGACUGACAACACACUGUUUACUCCUAAAUAGUUCUGUCCUUUAGCUCCUAAUUGCUUUGGCCUGUUGUAGGCAUAAUAAAAAGGAAUGUACUGUGAGUAUGAAUAAUGAAUAUGUUUGAAAUGCUCUGUAGCUGUCUAGUUGAAGGAUCACACAAGGCUAAAUAUAUAAAAUUUUUAGCUUUUGACGGUUUCUGUAUUUUAGAUUUGGGGGUCCCUCUUUGAAAUAAAAACAAAUAAUUUUUAUUUAUUUAUUUAUAGCUUGCUUUCCUAUAAUCGAAUGUGAGAGUUUUUUAUAUUGCAACCAUUCUGUGUGCUUUGAGAUUAGCAGUAUUCACGGUCGUGACCCAAUCCAGUGAUUCUCUUAAAGAAGCAUUGGAACCCUGCAGUGCAUGCACAGCUCUAGUCACUCUCAAUCAGUUUAUUGUGUGAUAACACCAGAUGUGGAUUUGUUUGUUUUAUUCUUUUAUGGUCUUAAAGAGGAGCUGUUGCCUCCCAGGAUUUUUUAAAAUUUAUGGUAACUAAAUGUGUUUAUAAGGUGUAAAAAAAAAAUAAAAUAAAAAAAAAAAAUAUAGAAAUUCUACAUUUGGGAUUCUUCUCUCUACCUGUCGGUGGUCAUCAGACAUGAUCUCCCAGCUAACAGAAUGCUUCUCAUAGAGGGUUGUUUUGUACCUAUCUGACAGCCAGGAGGGUACAUAUGUGCACUUUUGUUGUUGUGGUGUGUGUGUUUUUUUUGUUUUUGUUUUUUUUUGUUUUGAUCUGUUACAAAAGAGCAUUGUGUAGUGGAGAGCUGAUAUUCCACAGGUUAUCUCCAUUUAAGAUCCCAGUGAGGCUCAGGAACAAGUAUUAUAAAUCCAUAAGGCAAUACUUCCAGUAGGCAAAACAAUCCAAUAAUAUCCCAACAUCAAUCCCAAUGACUAGAGGACACACAGCAUCAGGAGCAGAACUUUUAAUCACACAACCGUCUUUUAAAGCAUUCUCCCAUGCAAGGGAGGGAUUUACAAUAAUUACACCAUACACCAAUCACAUACGAGUUUCCACCCACACAUCCCCUCCCCUUAGUGUGACACAUAAUCCCAUUAUGCAGGACACAAAUUCCCUGGGUUUCUGGAUGUACCACUAAACAUAGGGGUACCCCUUUAAAUAUUACAUCCCCUGGUAGCCCUGAUCUGGGUAAGACACAUAUCCAAAAAUCACCCAGAUCGGACCAGAGGUUCGGGAAAUUCCUGGAGGUACUAAAAAGACCGACCGCUCUGGGGUUAACAGCCAAAAAGGGUUCCAUGUAUUUUGGCCCUGCAGUCGGUCACAGAAAAGGGACUGAAACACACGAAUGGCUUGGGUUAUGAGAGUUGGGGAGGAUUCGGGUAAAUCCCCCUAUUCGGCUUCCCCUUUUGGAGUUUUUAUACGAAUUGGCAGUAGUGUGGAGAUCUCAGCGGUGUUUGCCUAACCGAGUGUCCGAUUUGGGUUCCAGACACUCGACUGCAAAACACCGCUGUUCGGGAGUUUAAAAUGGCCGCCGCCACGUUUGUCUCCCGAAUUGCGGCCACCCAGAGAACAAAGACCACACUAUACGAAUUGCCCAUUACCCGUUUGCAACAUUGUUGCGAACGGUAAUUGGAGGCACACUUACUCCUGGGGUGGUCUGAUUGUUCAGUAGUUUCACUCGCAUAAUAACUGGAGUGAUUUUACCGAACAAUCAGACAAAUGCUGCAUACAUUUCACAUACACAUGUCACAAUUUAACCGAACACAUAGCAAUAACUGUAAUUUUUAGGACAGCCCAAUGCCAUCUGCUACACAUUGAUUCAUGGGAAGCUGUGUAGCCAGGAUAUGUUAGGAAAGAUUUUGCAAAGGGGUAUAAAUAUGUCAAAGGGUAGGAGUAACUAAUUGUAUUUGCCUACUGGUUUCCAUGGUGAACGCUACCCUGAGGUGAGUCCCUACUGAAAUUAAAGAAACAAUCCAGGCAGAAAUGUAACAUUACUUAUGGUGCAUAAUUUGGAAAGACCCCCAACUGUGACAUUAUUAUUUUAUUUAUAUAGUGCCAGCAAAUUCCGUAGCGAUAUACAAUGGGUGGACCAACAGGCACCUAAUUGUAACCAGACAAAUGGACGCACAGAAAGAGAGGGGUUGAGGGCACUGCUCAAUGAGCUUACAUGCUAGAGGGACUGGAGUAUAGUGACACAAACGGUAUAAGUAGGGGUAAUGAAAUAGGUUGCUAGAAAAGUAUUCACUGAGAACUUAGUAGGUUAUAUUUUUACAGGAGAGGAGUCAUGGGGGUGGGGGGGAUUUAAACCUGCUAACCGUUUAGAUAAUAUGCUUUCCAGAAGAAGUGUGUUUUCAAAGACUUUUUUGAAGGAGUGGAGUCUGGGUGAAAGUCUAACGGAGAAGGGAGUUCCACAGAAAAGGUUCAGCACUGGAAAAGUUUUGGAGGCGAGCAUCAGAUGUGAGAGUACGGACAGAGGAUAGACUUAGGUCUUCGGCAGAGCGCAGGGGCCUCAAUGGGACAUACUUGUGUAUUAGGGAGGAUAGGUAGGUUGGAGCAGCAUUAUGUAGGGACUUGUAAGCAAGCACCAGAAUCUUAAAUUGAGCACUGUAUCUAACUGCAAGCCAAUGUAGGGACUGACAAAGUGGGGGAAGCGUGGGAGGUGCGGGCAGACAGGAAGAUGAGCAAUGCUGCCGCAUUCAUUAUCGAUUGCAGUGGUGCAAUCUGGGAACACAUAAGACCACUGAGAAGGGAAUUGCAGUAGUCAAAGCGAGAGAGGACAGCAGCAUGGACAAGCACCUUAGCCGCAUCUGGUGUUAAAUAGGGGCGGAUGCAAGCUAUGUUUUUGAGAUGGAAGCAUCAGGAUUUGGCGAUCGACUGGACGUGAGGGGUGAAGGAGAGGUCGGAGUCAAAGAGAACACCUAGGCAACGAGCCUGCGAGGUAGAGGUGAUGUUGACUUGGAAGAAGACAGACACGGGAGUAGCAACACUUGAGAGAGGAAAGACCCAGAAGUUCUGUUUUGGAUAGGUUGUUUAAGAAAGUGAGCAGCCAUCCAGUUGGAAAUCACAGAGAGGCAGUCAGAGACAUGAGUCAAUAUGGGUGGAGAGAGGACAGGAAGAUUUGUGUCAUCUGCAUAUAAAUGAUGAUGGAAGCCAAAGGAGCUGAUGAGUUUACCAAGGGAAGCAGUAUAGAUGGAGAACAGGAGGGGACCAAGGACGGAACCUUGGUGAAUGCCAACAGAGAGGUCUUGGGAAGAAGAGCCAGAGAAAGAAACACUGAAAAAGUGUUGGGAGAGGUAGGAGGAGCACCAGGAGAGAGCAGUAUCCCGUAAAGAUUACGGAGAAUGAGAAGAAUCUGUUGAUGAUCAACAGUGUCAAAGGCAGCAGAAAGAUCAAGUAGAAUUAGGAUAAAGUAAUGGGCGUGAGAUUUAGCAGUGAUGAAAUCGUUUGAUACUUUGGUCACAGCUGUUUCAACAGAGUGAUGAGCGCGGAAUCCAGACUGAAACGGGUCAAGCGUUGGAUUCGAGAAAGUCUGUCAAUCUUGGAUGCACAACUCUCUCAAGGAUCUUGGAGGCUAACAGCAGUAGUCAUAUAGGGUGGUAGUUGGAUGAGGAGUUGGGGUCAAGGUUGGGCUUUUUCAGAAUCUGCAUUAUGGUUGCAUGCUUGAAGGGUGAGGGAAAUGUGUCGGAGGAAAGGGAGAGAUUGUCUCCCUCUCACUAAAAUUUGUGCGGAUGAGAUAUGAGGGAAUAGGAUCGAGGGAGCAGGUGGUGGGAGGACCGGAGCAGUGCAGAAACCUCUUUUGUUGUUGUUGUUGUUGUUGUUGUUGUAGUAGUAGUAGUAGUAGUAGUAGUAGUAGUAGUAGUAGUAGUAGUAGUAGUGAAUGAGUAUAGAACAGCAGAAGGAGUGGGGUUGGGCGAUGUCUUGGAAGGGGAGGGGGAGAGGUUAGAGAUCAGUGAAGUGAGUUGCAAAGUUAGAGGAGGUGGAACAGGACGAAGGAGAGCAUUAAAAGUGUUAAAUAGUAGUUUGGGUUCGUGGGACAGUGCGGUUAUGAGGGUAUUGAAGUAAUAUUUUACUUUUGCAGAGUAGAGUGUAGGAGCACAGCAUAAAUUUAUAGUAGAGGAAGUCUGAUGCAGAGUGAGCAUUUCUCCAACAGCGUUUAGCAGUUCCUGAACAUUUUGGGUCUGCUUGGUGUGCCAGGGUUGUAAUUGGGAACGCUUGCUGCAUUUAAAUGUAGGCGAUGCCGUGAUGUCUAGCUGAGAAGAGAGUGGAGUUGUAGAGUAAGGUUGCAGAGUUAGGGCAAAUGAGAUUUGAGAUGGGUAAAAGGAGUUUGGUGGAGAAUUGCUGGGGAUCAAGGUGGAGGUUUCUACAUCACUGGUGGCUGGGUAAUGUAGGGUAGUGGAAGGUGAGAUUUUGUUGCACACUUCAUAGCCACUGUAUCACUGUAAUAAUACUGUUAUUCUUUUUCGCGCUCUCCUGGCAGUAAGACAAACAUACAAACAGACUUAUAUGUAAUGCUGUCCGCUUGCCCUCCUGCAGUUCAGAUCACGGGCUAGUAGCUGAGCAGUGUGUAUAUACAGGGCUAAGGCAUUAUGUGUGUUAGAAUAGGAGUGGAUAUGGAGGCAGGCCUGUAAUGCAGAAAGCCGCAAACAUUUAUUCUAUUCUUUUGCAAAACUAUAUGGAUAUUUGAGCAUGCAGGAAAUUCAGUAUAUUAACAAGGCAAAAACCUAUCAAAUACAUUAAAGGAAUACUCAGAGCACCAUAAUCAUUGCAGAGCGCUGGCAUCAUCCCAUUGUAAGUAGUCACAUCAUUUUUAGAAUAGUUUGACUUAUCUGGGGUCUGACAGUGCACUGCUCGCUGCCUCCACUACCUCGGGCAAUGAACCAGAGAUCUGUCUGGGCUAAGCCCGGGAAAGCUAUUGGUAGCUCCUGCUUAAGAGCUUCCAGCUCUCCUGUGGAUGUAGUGCAGACAGGCAGAGCUCUGUAGUGGAUAAGGUGGCUGGAGUGUUCCUUUAAAGGGAUACUGUAAGCACCAAAAACCUUUAGCUUAAUGAAGUAGUUUUGGUGUAUAGAUCAUACCCAUGCUGUCUCACUGCUCAAUUCAAAAUCACUUUGUUUAUACAGCCCUAGUGAUCCCUGUAUAUGACUUACACAGCUAUCCUAAACACUUUCUUUGUAAAGAGAGGUAUGUUUACACGUUCAGUAUUUCAAAGUCUGUUUAAUAUAGAAUUUCUUAUCUCCUGCUCUGUCCUUUCCCGGCUAGACUUUGCUGGAGCCUUCACCGUGUGAUUAAAGUUCAUUUUACAGAGUAGGAGAUCAAAACUUCUAAAGUACGUUAACAUCUGAUUGAAAAUAAAACCAUGUUGUCAUGCAACUUGUAUGAGCCACAGCCAGGGAAGGUGUGGCUACGCCUGCAUAAACAGGAACAAGUGAUUUUUAACUCCUAAAUGGCAGAGAAUUGUGCAGUGAGACUGCAGUGGCCAUGAUCUAUACACCAAAACUGCUUCAUCAAGCUAAAGUUGUCUUGGUGCCUAUAGUGUCCCAUUAACAUUUCUAUUCGCACCUGGAGUGUCACUUUUAAUAACUGUUACUGAGGUUCUCCCUUCGUGUGAUGACUCUGCCACUGGGGACAGCUACUCCACUCACUCAUCACCUCCCACAUGCAGCAAACAAUAGAUGGCCUGUCAAAAUAGUUGGAAGCUGGACUCUUACCCAGAGCCUGCAAACCUUGUUGUUGGAGAGACUGUCUGCCCAACCACGAUCACUUGAGCACUGCAGACUGGUUGCUACAUGUAAAUUGUUGGCAGCACUGUCUAUUGGUGUUGGUUACCUUGCAGCAGUGUGCACUACAGCAAUGUUUGCAUGUUGUUGCCUUUUGCAGACAGCAUGCUCUUGGUUUCCAUGUUGCCAAUUGAAGGACCACUAAAGGCACCUGGACCACUUUAGCUCAAUGAUGUGGUCUGUGUCCAGUGGCUGUUUAGUUUAGAACCCUGUAGUCUAAAACAUUGUCAUUUAGUAGAUAUUGCAAUGUUAUGAUUUGACUUCCAGAAAGUCACUUCCCCUGUGAGAACAAAGUCUCAUUGAAUACUGCUCCCAGAGUCCAUUUGAUUGGCUGAGCUCAUCAUCUUUGAUGUUCUGCAGCAGGGAGGUGACUGCUACUGCGAUGGAGUAUAGAGAGCAGGACACCAUAGUGUUGGGAACAUAUGUUUUUAUUCCGAAUAAUGUAGUGUUCCUUUAAGAUUACUAGUAGCUAAAUGUCACCAUAUUGUGCAUCCCUUGUAGACUGUGUCAGUGGGCAGAAAGAAGCCAAGAACAGUUGAUCUCUAAAUGUCUUCCAGUGUUUGCAAUUUAUUUUUACAGGAGUACUUUUUGUAUAUACCCAAAUUGGUGUAGUUGGGAUGAUCCUUAUCUUCAUUCCAGUCUUUAAAAAAAAAAAAAAGCAAAUCACCAGAUCCGCUUUCAAGUAUAUGGUUUUUGGGACAGCAUUAUAUAACCUUCUUUCCAGCAGAUCUGCAGUCACAAGCUUGCUCGGUUGUUUUUUUUCCUUCUUCUUCUUCUAUAAAACCUGCAAUGCAACAAAACAAGAAAGGAAAAUGCUGCGUAUGACCCUCCUGAGAAUGCUAGUGUUUACAAUCUUUGAUUCUUUUAAAUCCUGUUCUAUAGAAGCCGUCUCUUUAAAGAAAAAAACCUUACAGAAUGCAUUGGUUAAUAAUUUUUUUUUAUAAAUUUAGCAUUUCAUACUUCAUUGUUGUUUAAAGGCAUUCAUUCAACAGAAUUGUUAUAUUGGAGGCAGUCAUGUGUUGUAGACAAACAUAAUUGCUUCGUAUCUGAUGGAGUAAUUGAUAGCUGUCAUCACUUAUUUAACACUGCAUUAAGGAAUGCCUCCCAUGAUGUGUCAGAAGUGAAGUAGUCUAGAACAGCUCUGUCAUACGUAUGGCUCACACAGCCUGGUCUUCUUGGAUGAGAGUUGGUAAGUAGGGUUGAAUUUUGGAGGUGAGGAUUUUUGUGAAUAAUUUCAGGUCACAGUUAAGGAUUUAAGUCCUUGCCCUCGUUAGGUAUGACAUUUUAGAUUGGGAUGGGAUAUUGAUCACCAGCGUCUGGGCAGGGAUUAUUGUCUUUUGUUGUAAACGCCUGUGUGCUAGGAUUUUAUCUGCUUUAUUUUUUUUUCUCAAUACUCUUUGUUUUGUCCGUUGGAGUGCUUUUGCUGCGUCAGCUGCCAUCAUGGACUUAAGGGCUUGUUGAGGUGUUAAGAUUUGACUAGAUUUUGGGUUGGAUUGAGUUUGUGCAUAGUUCCUAGGCCACGUAUAGUCAUUAUGAAAGAUUCCAAGUCGGACAGUCGCUGAUUUAAUUUAAUUUUUAUUUUAUUUUUGUAGGCAGAAGCUAUGUUUAUAAAUUUGCACCUAAGGACAGUUUUAGGUGCAUCCUAAAAAAUUGCGGGAAUGUUACUGAGUCUUGAUUAAGGGAAAAAUAUUCAGUGAGUUCUAUCCUUAUCUCUGUAGUCGUUUGUGGUACAUGUAAGGGGAUGGGAUUGAGGUGUCAAGAUAAUGACCUGGAGAUUUGUGGAAGUUUUAGGGUGAUAGAAAUCAGUGUUGUCUGACCAGGAAAUGUUACCAAUUGAUGAUGUUAAUAAGCAACGAUCCUGGAGUAUGAUUGGUAUGGCAAAAACUGGCCAUUAUUGGGUGUUGUAGUGUCUAAAUACCUAAUGGGAUUGGACUGUGAAUGAUGUGAAGAGUUUGUUUGAUCUGGCUGUCAGUAGUGAAGUCAGAGACGUCUGUCGUGUCCUACGUCUGUCAGUUGUGGGUGAAAAGACAGCAUUAAAGUUGCCUCUGACAUCCUGGUAAUGGGUCAGGAAUAAAGCAAGAUGUGUCUGUAAGGCUUGUCAAAAGUGUGGGUCUGCUAUCAUGGGGGCAUAGACUAACGUGAAUGCGUAUUUGGACGGACAGGUGUGAGGUUUCUUCCAUGGGGGUCUGAUACUGUUGAUCUGAGAUCAAAGGGGCAUAAUUUUUGUGUGUAUAUGUAAUGUGUGUGUGUGUGUGUGUGUGUGUGUGUGUGUGUAUAUUAUGCCUGCUUUUGUACGAUGGGUCAUCUCAAAAGUUGGUGGUGUUUUGACGGAUUGACGCCCUUGCAAUUUAUGGAAAUGCAUGUCUGUGAGGAUUUCAGUUUGGGGAGCCAAGUACUGGAGGGGAAAUGGGGUAUAUCAAGGGUGACACUCCUGAAGGUAAGGAAAGUGUUUGAGAACACAUUGGUGGGUAGAUGACUGAGCAGUAGGAAAAGACCAGGAUUUACAUCAAAUGCUAGGCAAUGGAAGUAUGGGGGUGAGGAGAGCACCGAGGUACACCUAAGAUGCCAGUGGAUUUAUUGGUAUAGUGCUUGCCAUGGAACAGAUAUUUCGAUUAAAAUGAUUCACCACUUUCUGGAUGGUACUUCAAAUUCCAAUUGAUCUGUGCCAAUUACAUUUUUUGGCAUAGGUCUUGGGGGGUUGUUCUUUGCUAAUAUUAUAAGUCUGUGUGCUCCUUAUUACUUGAUGCAUGUUUCAGAAUACUUUGUCAGAGCUCAAAAUUUCAAGUAAUACUCUACUAGGUAGAUUUGGAGGGUCCAUAGCACACUCAUCAGAAGUGAAUUUCUGCUCGCCAGCUUUGAAUUUUUAAUUUGACAAUGGCUAGUGGGCAAGUGAAAAUUUAGAGCCCUGUAUAAAUUAUGUUAAUACAAUAAGAAUAUAGAUUUUUCAUUAUUCUUUGCUUGAAUUAAAGGACCACUAUAGACACCCAGACCACUUCAGCUUAAUGAAGUGGUCUGGGUGCCAGGUCCAUCUAUGAUUAACCCGGCUGGUGUAAACAUAGCUGUUUCAGAGAAACUGCUAUGUUUACAUAUGGGUUAAUCCAGCCUCUAGUGGCUGUCUCAUUGACAGCCGCUAGAGGCGCUUCCGUGGUUCUCUGUGAUUUUCACAGUGAGAAGACGCCAGCGUCCAUAGGAAAGCAUUGCGAAUGCUUUCCUAUGGACUGACUGCACGCGCGGCUCUUGCGCGCAUGCACAUUCAGCCAAAGAGGGAGGAGAGUGCCUGGCGCUGGAGAAAGGUAAGUGUUUAACGCCUUCCUCCAACUCCAGCCCGGCGGGAGGAGGGCCAUGAGGGUGGGGGCACCUUCAGGGCACUAUAGUGGUACUUUAACUCACGAUAUGUCUAAACAUCAAAUAGUAGUGAAUUGCAAACAGAUUUGCAUAAUUUUAUGUAAAAAAAAAAUAGAUAACUGUAAUUGAAACUGUCCAAAAUCUGCAUUUUUGCCUAAAUGUUGUAGUUUGUAUAAAAAUUCACUGCAAUUUGGUGUUUAGUGAAUAAGCUCCAUCCAUUAUUUGCCCCAGUCUUUAUUCGUGACAAUAAACCAAUUCAACCAAUGAGUGAAUUUACCUUUUUGGUACAUGUUUUUGGGGUAUAUUAUAUUUGUCCCUCUCUUUGAAUGACAAUAUCCCACAGAUUAUGUGUAGCUGUGAACAUAGCAUGAUUAAGUUUUGUAACAAACGUACAUGUUUUCCUUUAGCCACUUUGUUCCUUUUUCUUGCAGUUGGCUGAUUGCCAUAUUGUCACAGGUGAAUCCACUUUUUGGCCCUCAGCUAACUCCUGACAUCAUCUUUUACCUGAAAUACCACUGGCCUUAAACUAUCUCCAUAUUGAUCACUACCCUGCUGCGUGAUUUCCAGGUAGGUGUGUGUGUGUGUGUAUGUAUAUAUAUUUUAUUUAUUAUUUUCCAUUCAGAUUAGAGGCAGUGCUUUACAACUGGGAUUUCAUCACCUGGAGGGGAAAAAACAGGCAGGCAAUCUCCCAAACUUUUCAAGAACCUCCCCCAAUUAACCUUUGGCCUUAUAAAUUGCUUCAUACCCAAGACAUCCCCCAGUUCUUUGCCUGCCUCUGGCAGAGGGUGUCACGUUCAAGUUUUCUCCCUAGAAGUAUGGUGAGGGGGCUGAGGCUCUGGAGGCUCUACUUCCUUUAAAUUCAUUUUUCAGAGAUCAGCCAGGGAUAACUCACCAGACGGCUGUAUCUCCCCGGGUUAUAUUACUUCUGUCUAUACCGAACCAGGUGCCGGGCAGACGAUGGUGCGCAUUUGGGUACUAGCUGGGAAGUCCUGGCGGUGGAACACUCAUACAGGUUACGUUUAUUUCCACCGUGGAAUCGCGAAAUGCAGGACAUGCGUAAUGCGACUUAAAAUUCAGACGCCAAUAUCUUUAUUAUUUUUCUCUCUGGGGUCAAGAUAUUGGUUUCCAGGACUUACAGAGGCUGUUUACCCAGCAGCAACUAACUGUUGCCAGGUGCACUCAGAAUCUGUUGCAAGUGUGUUCUCACCAACUCUGAGGACAUUUAAGGUAAUCCUUUUUGCUUUAUCUUAAAUGACUCUAGCCUGAAUAAGUUAAUUAUCUGUGCUGCAAGAUGGAUAAGCUAAAAAAAGCGAAAAUGUUUCUAAGUUGGAGAGUUUUUAACUUCUCAUCACUUAAAGAUUAUUACUAAUUUUGGUUAAGUUAAUAUACUGUUGUAGCAGAUGGAUUCUUUAAAUGCCAGGAUCCUAGCCGCAGUGUUUAUUUUCUUAAACAUGCAGUAGGCUUUUAGCAAUUGCUGUAGACAAAGUUCUGUUGCAAUUAGCAUUCUCACCACCUCAACUAGUUUCACCUGAUAUCCGUUUCUAAAAAGGCAGUCUGUUUUUCAGCUGGGGCAGAACUUUUCAUGUGCUUCACUCCAUGGUUGCACAUUUUAUUUUUUAUCUUGAAUUCCAAGUCUUUUGUUGUCAGAUAGGUUUGACCUAACUGACUGUUGGUUCCUGCAGAGUCUGCAUCAAACAGGUUUUGAAAUGCAGUUGCAGAUAUUCUGUCUGCUCUAGCCUCUGUUUCCCAAAUACGGCUAAGGAAAGCCUUUAUCAUGUAAGGCUGUUGGUUGGAAUUGCAAUUUUAAAGAAUUACUUCUAAUAUUCCGGCAGAGUUUGACUCAAACAGGUUUUGAAAUGCAGUUGUAGCUAUUCUGUCUGCUCUAUCCUCUGCUUUCUUGGGAAUUCCAGUCUAACCUAUAGUUUCCUCCUGGUUCCCUAUUCCCCAAGAUCCUAUAGGAUGGAAAAGGUGAGAAUGAUAGUCUUCUUCCCUUGGUGUCAAGUAGCUGUUUCACCGUUCAUCAAAAAUUAUCCGGAGGAAUCUUUGGGGACCUUAGCUGUAAAUAGGCAUCCUGGAAUUCUCAAGGGUACCGCUUCUCAAAUUUGGUGUAAUUCAAUUAGAGGCAGUGCUCACUUUUGUAAUUUCUGGGGAUGUCUUGGGUAGAAAGCAAUUUUUAAGGCCAAAGGUUAAUAGGGGGAGGUUCUUGAAAAGUUUGGGAGAUUGCCUGCCUGUUUUUUCCCUCCAGGUGAUGAAAUCCCAGUUGUAAAGCACGGCCUCUAACCUUCUGGAAAAAGACAUUUACGGUAAGUAAAAAAUCUUUAUAUUUUUUUUUUUUUUUUUGUCUACACUCUUACGAACCAUAUAUUCUGCUUAUUUCCUCUCCAGCUUUAGUCUUUUAAUGAUCCUCUAGAGACAGAGCGUGGAUGAACCCAGUGAAAUAUCAGUGUUCUUUUGGUUCCAUUUAAAGCUACCGUGCAGAUUUCAGAGCCGUGAAGCAAUGUAGAUCUGCAUACCAGCAAUUUACUGAAAUGCUUUCCUACUUUCAGCUGUGAUUGCUGGCACACCUUUGUAUACUUUUUUUUUUUGUGGUACAGAAUGGAGGCCUGGUAUAUCUGGGAAAUGGUGAUUGUCACAAUGCAUUAGCAGUAAUCAGAAGGCUGUGAAAACCAAUUUCUCUCUAAUCUGUGACGCAUGCGUGUGUGGAAUUUUUUGUUUUUCCCCUUUUGAGACAUUAGCUGGCUUUUUUCUUUCUGUCACAUUAAGGUCUACGUGUCCAUUUCACAAUCAACUAUUCCAGGGAUAAUCUAUAUUUGAAUGAAAUCACAUAAUCAGAAGCUAGCAUGGUAGUAGAUGUUCAUUCAUAUUGUAAAGUUAAAUGAUUUACACUCCAACCCUGUUUGAAAUGUUUGUCUAAUCUUGCCCAUAUUCUAGGUCAGGGGUAGGCAACCUUUUAGCAGCACUGUGCCGAUAUAGGAUUGUGAUAUGCCGGUCCUAUUUUUUAUUUAUUUUUUAAAUUGAAGUGUGUAUACUGCCGGAUUCUGCUUGUGUUAUUUUUACUGUAAUUGCUUUGUAUCUUUGUAUUUGUGCGUACAUGAGCUAUUAUAUUGUAUAUGUUCAUGAGUAGUUUAUGGUAUCGUGUAUGAUACAUAUGAAUGUGGGCUGUGUAUGGUGGCUGCUUGUGGAAUUGUGUGUGUGUGUGUGUGUGUGUGUGUGUGUGUGGAUAUUGUGUGUUUGGUAGUGUGUAUGUGUGGGGGAUGUUUGGGGUAUUGCAUGUGAGAGGCUGCAUGUGGGGUUGUGUGCAUGUAUGUGGAUUGUUAGUGGUGUUGCGUUUAAGCGGAUUGUGUGUGGGCUGUCCGUAUUAUUUGUAUGAGGGGAGGGUUAUUCUGCAGGUCUGUGUAUAUCUAGCAGUGUGGGUGGCUUCCCUGGGUUCCAGUGGAGACCAGGCUGGCCAGAUACAGGUCAAGGACCGGAGCUGCAACUGCGAGCUGCUCUACUACUGUGUGGAUUCGCAUUCACAAGUGCUGGAAUGAAGUGCUCUGAGAUCACUUCCUCUAUGUGCUGCAAUGCAUAAAUUGAGGAUUGUCCUUUACCACCUCUUCGUAUUAGCAGAUAUCUGAAGUUUUACUGGAACUCCUGAUAGGCCAGAGCCUGUUUGGUUGUAGCAGCCUUCAGUGCCGUGCAAAGACCCCCCGUGUGCCUUGCAUGGCACUAGUGCCGUAGGUUGCCUACCCCUGUUCUAGGUGCUUGCUGAGCUUCAUGGGAAAUUUAGCCUGUAGUGCAAAUGUCAUUACUUGUAUGUGAUAUCACUAAUCAUUGAUUUGUAAAAACUCCAAAAAUGUCUGUUUUUUGUUUUUCAGGUGCACAAGAAAACAAAUCCUUGCCUUAAUCACUUUGUUCCUGUAUCAAAGAAAUCCCAAAUUGCCUUAAUAUUUGUAUUAUGUGAAUUAUUUCAGCUAUCGCAUUCCUUCUACAGGAGCAAAAUGUUUGCUCACAUUGGAAGCUCUUAUUUAUCUUAACUCUGCACUGGCCAGGAGUUCUGUUUUAUUAGGCUUUUUUAUGACAUGCCAAUACGCUGAAUGCACAAAUCAUUUGUAUCUGUCAAAGUUUAUUCCUGGACACACAUAAUGCACCCAUCAGGGCAUGGAUUUGAGUUUUCCUUGCUUGUUUUAUUUUCUUUGUUUCAAAUAAUUUCAAACAGAAAGUCUGUAUUGAUAUCCUGUUAUUUUAAAAAGGUGUUUCAGGAUAAAACACAUAAAGAGGAAUCAACCGUUUUAAACAUUGUUGGAUGCUGUAGUUAUGACACAUUGAGUCCUAUCUGUUUCUUAGCCCUUCCUAUUUAUUUUAAAGUUUGGAAAUAGUUGUUUUUUUGUUUGUUUUUUAAUUUUUUUUUUUUUUUUUUUGUCCCUUCAUUCUUUACCCUAAUUUUUUUUUGGGGGGGAAACUACACAUUCCAUUCAACUGCCUUCUCUCCAUUGCCCCUUUCUAUUUUCUGUGUGUGCCUCUUUAAUCCAAUUCAAAGAAUGUUUGUUUUAUUUUUGUGAGAAUAAAAGGCAGUUAUGUAUAAUAUUAGACGCUUUGUACUUGAACACUUGUGCUAUUUAAAUGCUCAUGUCUGGGUUUCUGCUAGAUUCCAAAAUGUCGGGUUGUUUUGUUUAUUAGGGGGGAAGGGAACGAUAAAUGAUUUUUCCAGGAGGCAAAAUCAAUUCAGCUAAUUUUAUUUCUAACCAAUGUUUGUACUUUAAAUAACCGCUUAUAAUGGCACCUUUUCAUUGAAAGUUUUAAUGGGUCCCCUGAUGCAGAGCUGGGAGAGUGAAAUCAGAGUUCAUUUACUCAACUCUUAAAUCGACUUACUUAUUGGUACCUUAUUGUUAAAAAAGUAAAAUGUCCCUUUUUAGGCACAUAUAAAAGCUAGCGAAAAUUGACAUGGAUUCUCCCCAUCUUCCUAAUUUCCUCUGGCUUUCUGUUAUUUAUCCUAAAUUUGAGUGACCGCUGACCUAAAUUUAGUUCGGUCAUUCCUGUGUCGAUAUAUCCUCAUUUGGUUAAAAGUGCAAUUAUCUAUACCAGUGGUGGCCAAGGUAGAUCCUGAGAUGUAGAACUACAACUCCCAAGAUGCUUUGCAUGCCUUUAGAAUGACAAAGCAUCGUGGAAGUUGUAGUUUUAAAACAUCUGGGGAUCUGCCUUUUGUGCACCCCUGAACUAUACUGUAGGGCUAGGGGCAGGUAUCAAAUUUACACAUUUAGAGCAUGUGGUACUUAUAUAGCCAAGUUGAAAAUGUAUUAAAGACUAUGUAUGUCUGUUUAAUAUGUUUUCAAAUUAGUGUUAUUCUCUCAGAACAGUGGGAAGGAGCUGUGAUUCUUCCCAAAAUGUUUUAAAUUUUUUUUUUUUUUUUUAUUGGUACUGACGAGGAUUUAUUUAAUUUUUUUUUUACUAACGUUAAAGGUGCAGAUACAAUCUUGCUGUCUGGUAAAAACUUAUCAAGAAUACUGUUCUUGAACCCAAAGCAAGAUAGACUGAUGGUAAACCUUUUUUCCUACGCUGGUUAAAACGGCACUGUCAUGCCCAACUUACCUUUCUUCAAUCGAUUCCUCUUCUCUCCCUCUGUCAGGAUCUGUUCAUUUCUUCCUGUCUGCUCUAGUUUUCUUUAAAACAUAAGACAAAGUAUGGACUAUUUUGUCCUUUUGGAGGUUUCAUAUGCAUGACCAGCGGAGGAGCAAAGUGUGUUUAAUUUCCAGUGGUCAGAGAAAUUUCCCCACAAUUCUCACCUUUCUUCUGCGAUCUCGCGAAGCCUCCUUUCACAUUUCCCGAACGUCCUGUCAUUUUAGACAGAAUGCAGGCGAAACUACCGGAUUGCAUCCUAACAGAUUGAGAACAGUUUCUACAUUUGUGUUAGGAUGCAAUUCGUGACUUUGGAUCGGAAUUUAAUUCUAAUAAAUGAAACUCUGAUCCCACCCCUGAGUGGCUGGUGGGGGACCUAAAUAAUAAGGGGGACCUUUGUCCUCCCCGCCCCUACACCUGAGUGGCGGGUUGGGGCCCUAAAUUACAAUAUUGGGAGGGACAGUAAAAAUAGCUAAAAAAGUAAUCCAUCUUCACCCAUGGAGGGAAUGGCGCAGACUGAGCUCCGCAGGACCUUGAAAGGCUUAUAAAGCUUUUCCACGCCCUGCAAUUAGGCUCACAGCACUCUGAUUGGUUUGUUUAAGCCAACCAAUCAGAGUGCUCUGACAAGCAAUCUACAUUUACCUGUCACAGCACUCAGAGUGCUCGGUUUAAUUUUACACCGCGUGUAAUUUGACUCAUAACAAUACUAUGGUAGCUUUCAAUCAAUUCAAUCAGAGUUAUUAAAGGGAGGCGGGGGGGGACACCUAUUGUUCUCACCCCUGAGAGGUGGGUGGGGGCCCUAAAUUAUAAUAAGAGGGGACCUAUUGUUGCUCUGGGGUUGGGGCUGUGGGGAGGAUAAUAGGUCCCCCACCCACCGAGAGGACAAAAGGUCCCCCCUCCUUAUUGUUAUUUAGGGCCCCCACCCACUGCUUAGGGGUGGGAGGACAAUAGGUUUAGCUGAGUGAAGAUUAAGCAUAUAUGAAGUUAUGUGUAUCAGGCACAUCAGAUUUCUUAAAGUGACACUUUGCAGCAUAUACGGUGUGUGUGUGUGUUGGUGGUGAAAUUAAAAAAGGGAUGUGUAGAAGUGCAUUAUGGGUAUUUUUCUCUGCCGUGUGAUGCUUUGAACAUCCUUGGUAAGCAAAAGGCUAGCAGCCAGGAAGUUGGGAAAAGUUGACCAUUCAACAUAUAAAAAUGUUUGAGGGAGAUGUGGGGUAAGUUAAGAAUGGUGGAAAGAAUUAAAAAAACAAAAUACAAAAACAGUUUAUUAAAAUGUGAAUUCUCAUGAAUCACAAGUAAAGUUCAAAUUGUAAUGGCAAAAUGGAAACAUUCUCCAAUUUAGCAAUGUUGGCCUAUCCCUUUCAAUUACCAAUUUAGUGAAUAUGCCUUAAGCGUUGUACGCAAGAAAAAAAGGGUAAAGAAAAUAGGUGAGCCAGGAUAAAAGCUUGUUUUAGCACAGUCAUUCAGUGUACUACUGGGCACAUGUACAGUGACUACCAACCCCCCUUACAUUGUGCAGCAGGUACUUGACAUGAUGACCUCACACAUCAGCGACCCUCCAGAUAUGGGGCGAAGUAUUUAUCUCUGGGCAUGUUGCCUGUACCCUCCACAGAUUAAGUACCCACACCAUCUAAAUCUGCUGUGGGAUACAUAUCCAUAUUGUGGAAUAUUCUAUAAUCUGAAAGAAUUAGCAGCUGCAAUCUUUAAAAUAACACCUACCAUACAAUUUUGUUUAGUAUGUAUUUUGUAUUAAUUUUAUAUAUCCCACCUGUAUACCAACAUUGUAAUAUUAGAUCACUGCAGCAAGCAGAUGACCACAACAGACAAUUACAUCUCUACUCUAUUCUUCUCCAUACUGCCAGUCGGUGAAACCAGUUUGGCUGGUCUAAGCUCUCAUUACCUUCCGUUCUUGUGAAAUGCAUGUAAACAACAAAGUCCAAUCGCACAAGAUGACUCUUGUUUUGUAGAUCGGUGAAUGUUUUUAUAAUUCAAUAGUCCUUUUGUGAUCUGCAAUUCUUCUUUCCUCAUUCGCUUGAUAGCAAUGCCGCUUGAUAGUGCAUUGUCUUGGUCAGAGACUGUAAUAAUUAAGGUUUUUUUUUUUCUUUUAAAAAUUGUUUUUAUUGUGUAGUUAUAAGUAUUAGGGUGAAUGGAGAUUUGCUGAAUUUAAAGUGGUACUCUACUACAGGCACGAUGAAAAAUUCAUAAACUAUGCUGUUGCCCACUGUGCCCCAGGAAGAGCUGUGGGUAGCUAUCAAAUGUAUUAGUGCAUAGCCAACUUCUGAUUGAAAAUUCAUUUUAACUGAAUAUCAUUUAUAUGACAAUUGAAGACUGGGUCACAUGCUGUAGGGUACCUAGUUAAUAGUGCACAAAAGGGCACAGUAACUAAAAAAAAAAAAAAAAAGUGAAAAUGCUUAUAGUUAGCCUGUUUUGGUGUGCAGAGACUAAUUUUAAUUGAAAAUACUUCCCUAAGUGAUUUGGAUAAUAUACUAAAUCAGCUUCAUAAUGAGAUUUCCCCCACCCCCUACUCUCAUAGAAAACCUAAACAUUUAGGUGAACAAAAUAGAAACAAAAACAAAAUGAGAAUGGACAAAAGCUUAGAUGAACGCAGUGGCUUGCCCUUCGGUAAUACCCCGCUCAGGUCUCAAAAUAGUUUUUUCUCAAUUGUGCCAUUACAGAGAAGAACCAGUUCAAAGGCACAUCACACUGAUCCCAUCCACCAGUGCAUUCCAGAACCAAACUACCAGCAAGUUCUCUCUGCUAGAGAGACACAUCAACCCCAGACGAUCGUUUCGGCAUUCUUUGAGGUGUAGCGGUUACCCUUUUAAGCACACUGAGCAAGGGGGUCCACGUCUGGAUUACCCUUUUAAUGCGGGUAGAGCCAAGUCAAUGCAUUGCAACAAAUACAGAAAAUAUGAGAGAGCCUGGAGUAUGUGAAUCUCGGUGCGCAGAAAAGUAUUUCUUCUUUUGUUAUCAUCUAUAAUUUUAUUUAAACUGCUUACAUGACAACAUAUGUCAUGUGACCAGUAAUGUGCACAAUGGUACCCGUCGCAUAUAAAACCAACCUUUUUGAAAUGUUCAUUAGGGAACUGAAGCAAAUAAAACCUUAACAAUAAAAGGUUUAUUAUUAAAAAUUAAAUGUGUGCCCUAUUUUAUAACAGCUUGCGUGACUUAUUUUGCUGUGCAUAGAGUUUAUCAAAAGUAAUUACCUUUCUUUUAGCAAACCAUAGUUUGCCAUAUACCAUGCUUGUUUUAUUUAUUUUUUUUAUGUGUAACAUGCUGGGAUAGUAGAACUACCGUCUGUCAAAUUUCAGAAGGAAUUUUAACCCUAGCAUUGAGAAAAAGUCAAAAUAAAUUGAUUGGCAGUACUAAUCAGAAUAUCCAGACCAGUACAAUUAAAAUACAGAAUAUUAGAUUGAUUUAAUCCAAGAAAAUACAUCAUCUAAAAAAAAAACUAGAUCUAUAAAUGACUUUAUACCUAUUACUUUUCAAAAAAUAAAUCACAAUGGUUUUUCAUUUACUAAUGUUAGUAAAAAUCUUGCCUGUAGUGAUAUAAGGUAUUGGGAGCAAUCUUGUGACAUUUUAUUGUCAUAGCAACACGAUAAGCCACUUUACAUUGUGCUAUUUUUUUGUACGUUAGCUAUAAAGAGCAAAUGUUUUUUUCUUACCUCCUUAUAUUUACUUACAGUAUUUUAGGUUACAUAUACAUACUUCAGGUUUUGAAACCACUUAUGUCUGAUCUACUACAGCACUACCCACCUCUGAUACAAGGGGCGGGUUGUUCUGGAACAUUUUAGAUGGCCUUAUAACAAUUUAUGCAACUAAAAUGUAAAUUCAAACUAGCACAACAUAUCUUAUUUAAUCAGACUGAUUUCUAAACGCAUUUAUUGUCGUUUAAAGACACAGGCAUAUUGCUAUGGAGCUCUGUGAUACACUCAGACACACGAACAAUAUGGAGCUCCAAGAAAUUAGAAACUUUAGGCUGGAAAAGAGGGAUUUGGACCCAAAAUAGGGACACUUGACAGGUAUACAGAAGUGAGCUUCUAAAAUACAUAUCAGUGCUAUUAUUGUCUGGAAUGAUCAUUAUUUACAUAGCCACCUGUUAAUCUUACCUAUCUUUAUGUCAGGCACGUAAAACUUUGGCCCCCAGAUGUUGUGGAACAACAAAUCUCUUGAAUCGCUCUCCAUGUAUUGCAUUCAAUGAAUUAGUAGAAAUUCAAUAUAUGGGGAGGGGAUCAAAGCUUCAGAUCCUAUCCCAAUGGGACCAAGGCACACUCAUUUAAUAUAAAAUGUAUGAAUAUUUUUUUAUUGAAAAAGACACGAACCCUUCAGUUUUUAACAAUAUCUAACCAUGCCUGAGAGUGACUUUAUUUUGUGGCUCUAUAAAUAGUUAAAAAAUAUACAAGUAAUACUCGAAAAUUUGAAUAUCGUGCAAAAGUUCAUUUAUUUCAGUAAUGCAAGGUAAAAGGGGAAACUAAUAUAUGAGACGCAUUCUAUGCAAAGCAAGAUAGUUUAGAUUUGUCAUAAAUGCGAUGAUUAGGGGUUAGAGCUCAUGAAAACCCCAAAUCCACAAUCUCAGUAAAUUAGAAUAUUGUGAAAAGGUGCAAUAUUCUAGGCUCACAGUGUCCCACUCUAAUCCGCUAAGUAAGCCAUAACACCUGCAAAGGGUUUCUGAGCCCUUAAAUGGUCUCUCAGUCUGGUUCAGCAGGAAUCACAAUCAGGUGGAAGACUGCUGACCUGACAGUUGUGCAGAAAACCAUCGUUGACACACUCCAUAACGAGGGAACGCCUCAAAAGGUAAUUGCAAAGGAAGUUGGAUGUUCCCAAAGUGCUGUAUCAAAGCGCAUUCAUAGAAAGUUAUGUGGAAGGGAAAAGUGUGGAAGAAAAAUGUGCACAAGCAGCAGGGAUGACCGCAGCCUGGAGAGGAUUGUCAGGAAAAGACCAUUCAAAAGUGUUGGGGACUUUCACAAGGAGUGGACUGAAGCUGGAUUCAGUGCAUCAAGAGCCAUCACACACAGACUGAUUCUGGACAUGGGCUUCAGAUGUCGUAUUCCUCUUGUCAAGCCGCUCCUGAACAACAAACGUCACAGGCGUCUUACCUGGGCUAAAGAAAAACAGACCUGGUCUGUUGCUCAGUGGUCCAAAGUCCUCUUUUCUGAUGAGAGCAACUUUUGCAUCUCAUUUGGAAACCAAGGACCCAGAGGCUGGAGGAAGAAUGGAGAGGCACACGGAUGCUUGAAGUCCAGUGUGAAGUUUUCACAGUCUGUGUUGAUUUGGGGAGCCAUGUCAUCUGCUGGUGUUGGUCCUCUGUGCUUCAUUAAGUAGAGAGUCAACACAGCUGUCUACCAGGAGAUUUUGGAGCACUUCAUGCUUCCUUCCGCAGACGAGCUUUAUGGGAUGCUGACUUCAUUUUCCAGCAGGACUUGGCACCUGCCCACACUGCCAAAAGCACCGAAGCCUGGUUCAAUGACCGUGGGAUUACUGUGUUUGAUUGGCCAGCAAACUUGCUGAUCUGAACCCCAUAGUGAAUCUAUGGGGCAUUGCCAAAAGAAAGAUGGGCAACAUGAGACUGAACAAUGCAGAAGAGCUGAAGGCCGCUAUUGAAGCAUCCUGGUCUUCCAUAACACCUCAGCAGAGCCACAGGUUAAUAGCUUCCAUGCCACGCCGCAUUGAGGCAGUAAUUGCUGCAAAAAGGGGCCCAAACCAAGUACUGAGUCCUUAUGCAUGCUUCUACUAUUCAGAGGUCCAAUAUUGUUCUAUGUACACUCCUUGUUUUAUUGAUUGCAUGUAAUAUUCUAAUUUACUGAGAUUGUGGAUUUGGGGUUUUCAUGAGCUGUAAGCCAUAAUCAUCGCACUUAUGACAAAUCACGGCUUGAACUAUCUUCCUUUGCAUGUAAUGCGUCUAUCUCAUGUAUUAGUUUCCCCUUUUACGUUGCAUUACUGAAAUAAAUGAACUUUUGCACAAUAUUCAAAUUUUUCCAGUAUCACCUGUGUGUGUGUGUGUGUGUGUGUGUGUAUAUGUGUAUAUAUAUAUAUAUAUAUAUUAUAAUAGUGAUGAGUAGGUGAUCUCUGUGAGACAUGACUUUGCACAGGGCAUUUCCAGUGUAAGACUGACCCUGCCUACAGAGCCACCUGCGUCAAAUCUGCACACAUGCACAUUAAAAAAAACACAAAUGCACUCACAAACACAAAACGAGUUACAGACACUCAUUCAGGUACAAAUCAGCACCUUUAGCAACACUCACAGACAUUCAGAUUUACAGACACACACACACACACACACACACACUUACAAACUGUCCCAGACACUUCAUAAACACAAACACUGCACAAAUUGCAGAUAAAAUAAACAUACAAUAUUGUGUUGCUUUCAUGGUUUUGCUGGCUUGGCUGGGAAGAGAAUGUCACUCACCUGCUAGACCAUCCCACUGAUGACAAAAUGGGCCGUACCUUUCUUUUUAAAGCUGCUAGGAUCAGCUGCAGCUUCAAGCAAUGUGGCAGAGAGAGCAAGCUGAGAAUUCAGACCGCCUCUUCAUAAAUUCCACUGAUCAGGCUAAACACUGGCAAAACUAACUGUGCAAUGCUGUGCUGCUCUAGCCAGCCGCUUUUGUCUCCUGUCUCCUCUCUCCCUGCUCCAAACUACCACUCCAGCACAUUAAUAAGGGGGGCAGGGACUUAAAGGAACACUCCAAGCAUUAUAACCACUAUAACUCAGUGUAGUACUUAUGGUAUCCUGCCAUCCUCCCAGAGUAAAUUGUCAAACAUUGUUAGAAUGUUUUGACAGCUUACCUGGACCUCUGUUCGAGAAGCCAGGUGUUUUCAUAGAGUUCAAGCAUGGCAAAUAUUGGACUGCACUCAUUGGCUGAGAGUGUUUAGCUGACCCGUUGUUCUAACACAGCAUGACCAGCAUAGCCCUGUGGCACUAACACGAUUCUUCUGCAAGGAGAAUCUGGAAGAGGGCUGUCGGUGCAGGCACCUCGCGGAACCCAUGUAAGUUGUCAAAUCAAGGAGAAUCUGGAAGCAGGGGCUGUUGGUACGGGCACCUGGCGAAACCCAUGUAAGUUGUCAAAUCAAGGAGAAUCUGGAAGCAGGAGCUGUUGGUGCGGGCACCUGGCGGAACCCAUGUAAGUUGUCAAAUCAAGGAGAAUCUGGAAGCAGGGGCUGUCGGUGCGGCCACCUGGCGGAACCCAUGUAAGUUGUCAAAUCAAGGAGAAUCUUGA